AUGAGAAUAAGUAAUAAAUUGUGCCCUAAURCCAUACUUAAAUGGAUUUCAAAAAACCACGAAAAAAAAGGAAUAGCAUCAUUAGCGUCUCUCUCAGAAACACAUCAAUUGUUGUACAAAACAUGCAGGGACUUUGCUGAAGGAGAACUUAAACCUAUAGCUGCAAAAACUGAUCGUGAAAAGUUGUUCCCUAAAAAACAGAUUGAAGAAAUGGGUGAAUUAGGCCUUAUGGCUGUUUGUAUUCCAGAAAAUGUUGGAGGGACGGGUCUUGAUUAUUUAUCUUAUGCUAUUGCUGCGGAACAAAUUUCUAGAUGCUGUGCUUCGGCUGGGACUAUUAUGGCCGUACACAACAUUUACGUCAAUGCUAUAAACAAUUUCGGUAACGACAAACAGAAAGAAGAAUUCCUACGACCAUUUACUGAUGGGAAGCAAAUAGGUUCAUUUUCUUUGAGCGAGCCAGGUACGUAA
Messenger RNA from Diuraphis noxia (Russian wheat aphid), 468 nucleotides. Its product is annotated as short-chain specific acyl-CoA dehydrogenase, mitochondrial-like. Lineage: Eukaryota; Metazoa; Arthropoda; Insecta; Hemiptera; Aphididae. The record is from RefSeq and is a predicted model, not a curated record. Gene Ontology annotation, cellular component: mitochondrion. Gene Ontology annotation, molecular function: short-chain fatty acyl-CoA dehydrogenase activity; flavin adenine dinucleotide binding. Gene Ontology annotation, biological process: fatty acid beta-oxidation using acyl-CoA dehydrogenase; butyrate catabolic process.